AUGGACGGUUCUCCCAUUGUCGCCCGCGGAGCGGCGUCUCUGAGCCCCACGAGCCCGUCAAGUUCUCGGCACGGAAAUGGCAGCGCCAAGAGAAAGAGGAGCGGUCCUGUCACCCAUGAGAGCAGUCCUGGCAGCGUUUUAGACGAUGAGGCCGGUGAACAUGGAGAACAUGACAAGAAGCGUCAACCUGGCGUGAAGAGAGCCUGCAAUGAAUGCCGGCAGCAAAAGUUGCGAUGCGACGUUGUGCAGGAGCCCUUCCAAGGCUGUUCGCGAUGCAACCGUCUGAAAGUCGAAUGCAAGAUUGAAUCCAACUUUAAGCGCAUCGGGAAACGUUCCAAGCAUGCCGAAAUGGAAAAGGAAAUCGAUCGUCUGCGGCGCAACAUAUCUCGCGCCAAAACCCAAGGGUUUGUCAUGGACGACGACGACGACGACAACAUCAACUCCCCCGUGGCGCCGACCACGGCCACGUAUACACAUACUCGGAAUCCUUCGCUGAUGGGCUCCGACGAAGCCGUGUCAUCCCUCCUACAUCUCAAGCGAGGCGGCGCCUAUGCCGUCCCGCACUAUUCCUACGAACUGGAAGGGGUCCGAUUGACGGACGACAAUGUGACGCAUCUCUUCAACGAGUUCUUUGCCUACUAUCAUCCGUUUCUGCCCUUUCUCAACCCUCAGCAGCCUCCCGAUCAGUACAACCAGCAGCAUCCGCUGCUGUUCUGGUCCGUCAUUGCGGUGGCGGCGCGUCGGUUCAGCCCGCUGGAUUGCCCAAACCUCCUCACCAACCUGUCGGGACCCAUGACGAGGUUCUUGUGGACAACGAUUGGCGAGGUGCCUAGCAAUUACCACGUGGUCAAGGCCAUGUGCUUGCUUUGCACCUGGCCCUUGCCCACGAGCACCACAACUUCGGAUCCCACUCACAUUCUUUGCGGCGUCAUGAUGAAGACGGCGACCGGCAUCGGGCUUCACCGACCGAACCAUAUUAGGGAUUUCUCGAGGGUGUCGGUGGAGCUGAACAAGGAGCAGCUGGCUGAUCGGGUCACUACCUGGGCAGUCUGCAACAUUGUGGCCCAGAACGUCGGCACGGGCUACGGACAGCCGGCCUCGACCCUCUACGACUGGACGCUUGCCUUGCGCCCCGGCGACGACCCUUCGCUGCACCUCUCGACCGACCUCGAGGCGCGGCUCCAGAUCGAGCGGUUUUGCGACAAGGUCUCCAAGGAGAUGUACAGCAACGCCAGCGACCCGAGGGGAGUGGCCGGGGAUGAGCAUCGCGCCAUGCUGAUGAGGGUGUACCGCCGAGACUACGGCGAGCUGCAGGCCUCCAUCAUGUCGCAGCAGCUCGGCCCCAUUGUCAACAUGCACCUGCGCGCGGCGGCGCUCCACAUGAAACUGGCCGGCUUCUUCGACUCGAGCAAGACGCCCGGCUACAUGGACGACCUGAUGGGCCUCUGGAGGGCGGCCAGCAGCUUCCUGGACGAGCUGCUCGAAGUGGACAAGGUGACUUCGCCGCGCGAAAGCCCGCGCGGGACGAUACUGCUCUACGCGACCAACUACCUGCAGCAGAUGCUCGUGGCCGCCGCCUUUACGCUGCUCAAGCUGAUGCGGUCCUUUUUCUGCAAGACGAUUGACUUUGACCGGGGCCGGAGCCUGUUCCACCACUCGGUCAAGGCGAUUCGCGCAACGAGCGUCGUCCACAACGACCUGCAGUGGCGCCUGGCCGAGCUGAUGGUGCAGAUGUGGAACGGAGCCCGGCUGGACAGCCGAGCCAACGCGUACAACCCGGACGAUGAUGGCGCUGCGCAGAUGGAUGAUAGCCUGCAGCUCAAGGUACGCUGCCGUCACAGCAUGAGCCUGGUGUUUGACUCUGUAUGGCGAUGGAGAGAGGAAUACCAGUCCCAAGGUAGAGGUAGCCUCGAAAACAUGAAGCAGCCUACGAACCCAGAGUCUGCCAAUGAGUCGUCUGCCUCGUCGUCUCAGCUCGACAGCACACUGCUGCCGUCUCAUCCUCUACCUACCUCCAACAUGCUGCACAGUAACGGGGCCCUGACGCCAAGCGCCGCCGCCGCCGCCGCCGGCCUGUCGGCCACGGCCCCCGGCCCCAACUCCAUGAUUGGCGGCGUCCUUCCCUACGGCGAGACGAGUUAUGACUUUUUCGACCCGCAGCACUGGAUGCUCGACGGCCUAGUAGACCUCAACUACGCGGGGACCUUUGUGGCCCCCCUCGAGGGGGCCUAA
Molecule: messenger RNA, 2232 nt
Organism: Ustilaginoidea virens
Lineage: Eukaryota; Fungi; Ascomycota; Sordariomycetes; Hypocreales; Clavicipitaceae
Exons: 3
Coding region: 1-2232 (743 amino acids)
Biological process (GO): DNA-templated transcription; regulation of DNA-templated transcription
Cellular component (GO): nucleus
Molecular function (GO): transcription cis-regulatory region binding; zinc ion binding; DNA-binding transcription factor activity, RNA polymerase II-specific
Source: RefSeq, a predicted model, not a curated record